Messenger RNA from Colletotrichum siamense, 1482 nucleotides. It is a transcript of the gene ITP1-2, whose product is annotated as Itaconate transport protein. NCBI's taxonomy places the organism in Eukaryota, Fungi, Ascomycota, Sordariomycetes, Glomerellales, Glomerellaceae. The record is from RefSeq and is a predicted model, not a curated record. Gene Ontology annotation, biological process: transmembrane transport. The transcript is spliced from 8 exons. Gene Ontology annotation, molecular function: transmembrane transporter activity. Bases 1 to 1482 code for a protein of 493 amino acids.
AUGGCCAAAGCUAAAGACGCCAAGAACGAGCCCGGGACCGGCCCCGUGCCGGAGCCCCUCAGGAUCCCGCUCGGGGAUGCUGGGGUUGCCGAGCCGUACAGCAUCUUCACCCGGAAGGAGAAAUGGUUCAUUGUCGGAAUGGUUGCCGUUGCUGGGUUCUACAGCCCUCUACCUGCGAACAUCUACCUUCCUGCGAUACCUAAGCUGUCAAAAGCAUUCGGCAAAUCUGUUGAGCUGCUUAACUUGACUGUUACCGCGUUCCUUGCAAUGCAGGGCAUAUCCCCGAUGCUAUGGGGUCCGCUAUCUGAUCGCUAUGGACGCCGCCCAGUGUUUUUGGUCUGCCUUACAGUCCUCAUCGGAGCUUGUGUUGGGAUUGCUGUCUGCCCCACAGACGCGUUCUGGCUCUUGAUCGUCCUCCGCUGCCUACAAGCGGCGGGUUGUGCUAGUACUAUUGCAUUGGGCGCGGGUGUGAUCGGUGACAUAUCGACACCGGAAGAGAGAGGAGGCUUCUUUGGCAUGUUCAACCUUGGGCCCAUGAUUUCGCCCUGCAUCGCUCCCGCGAUCGGUGGUGCCCUGUCUGACAAGCUUGGAUGGCGAUCAAUCUUUUGGUUUUUGAUUGUAAUGGCGGUUUGCUGCCUUCUCUUUAUCUUACUGUUCCUACCGGAGACUCUUCGUAACCUCGUCGGCAACGGUAGUGUUACCCUCGGGGGCGUCUACACGCCACUGGUCCCUGUAGUCGGUCGCUCCCGCAAGAAGCAAAAGACAACGCCAUCGAAGCCCGGGGUCCGCCCCUCCAUCAACCCCUUCGUCAUCCUCGUCUACCCCGAUGUUGCGAUCACAUUGGCCUUCACUGGCGUUGUCUACGCUGUUAAUAACACCGUAGUCACUACUGUUGCCUCGUCUUUUGCUAGGGUCUACCCAUGGCUAUCUGAGACAGCCCUUGGGCUGUGCUACCUUCCCACUGGCUUCGGAAUGAUUGUUGGGAGCACCUUGACAGGCAAAUUUCUCGACUGGGACUACGCCCGGAUCAAGAAGAGCGUGGAGGAGUCUGAUGGGGCACUCGAGUUCCCGAAGGAGUACGCCCGAUUGAGGACUAUGCCCGUACUGCUUGUGCUCUUCUCGGGGGCGGUGAUUGCCUGGGGCUUCUGCGUUGACAAAGGCGUACACAUCGCCGUGCCACUCGCGUUGCAGGUCGUUUUGGGAUACACCUCAAUCUCGAUCCUUAACACCACGAUGACGCUGAUGAUUGACAUCUUGCAGACCAGGAGCUCAGCAGCAACCGCUUGUACCAACCUUGUGCGAUGCCUGCUCGCCGCUUUGCUUGUGGGUCUUAUUGAUAGAAUGACUGCUGCCCUCCGCGUGAGCUGGAGCUACGUCCUUCUAGGCGGUGUAUGCGCCUUAAUGCUACCUCUCAUGUAUAUCGAGAUGAAGUUCGGCCCAAAGUGGAGGCUGACCCGGGAUUUGAAGUCGAUUGAGGACUAG